GCACGGAAAGAAUGAUGAGCGUGUGCUCCCUCUGGCCUGUAGAAGUGCACUCUCAAGAUUCUCAUCUCAUCGAGGCACUCAGGAUGCCGAGGGCGACUACAUAUGGUUCGAGGAUAAAAGCUGGCUAGACAGCGUGUCCAGUACCGCAUUCUUUUGCGCUGCCGCAUCACCAGUCACCAGCCAUGAAGUUCACCUCUACGGUUGUUCUUUUUGCCUGCGUCCUCCUCCAAUUCGUCACUGCCAUGCCGGCGAUUCAACAUGAGAACCGUCUUGCGGCUGCGAACAACCCUGGGAAGCGCAUCUCAGACGAAGCUUUGGGUUACGGUCUCCCAGAAGACCUCAAAAAGCGUGUCUCCGACGAGGCUGUGGGUUACGGUGUCCCUUACGAAGAAGACCUGAAGAAACGCGUAUCAGAUGAAGCUGUGGGGUACGGUAUCCCGUACGAGGAAGACAUGAAGAAACGCGUAUCUGACGAGGCUGUGGGAUACGGUGUCCCGUACGAGGAUGACCUUGACACUCGCGGUAUGUGCCCUAUUAGAUAUGCACCUGGAUAAUGCAUGUUCCUAAACCACACAGAUAUCACGAACAU
Messenger RNA from Rhodofomes roseus, 589 nucleotides. RefSeq lists its product as uncharacterized. Lineage: Eukaryota; Fungi; Basidiomycota; Agaricomycetes; Polyporales; Fomitopsidaceae. The coding region runs from base 183 to 554 and encodes 123 amino acids. The transcript has 7 exons. The record is from RefSeq and is a predicted model, not a curated record.